AUGGUCAUCGUAACGAGGGGGGAUUACAUUUGGGUCGAGCCCCAGACGAAGAAGGAGUUCGAUGUGGCUAUUGGUGCCCGGGUCAAGUCAGUCGACGGCCGCAAAAUUGUGGUCGUCGACGAUGACACAAAGGAAUAUUCGCUCAGUCCAUCGGAGAGGCGCAUCAAGGCGAUGCAUCCUACCUCUGUCCAGGGAGUGGAGGACAUGAUUUCGCUGGGUGAUCUUCACGAGUCGGGCAUUUUGCGAAACCUCCUCAUUCGCUACAACGACAACGUUAUAUAUACGUACACUGGUUCGAUUUUAGUGGCGGUCAAUCCCUAUCAAAUACUACCCAUCUACACACUUGAGCAAAUCAAACUGUACAAAGACAGGAAAAUCGGCGAACUGCCACCGCACAUUUUUGCAAUCGGCGACAAUGCCUACAAUAACAUGCGCCGCUACCAGCAAGAUCAGUGCAUUAUCAUCAGCGGAGAAAGUGGUGCCGGCAAGACCGAGUCCACCAAGCUGAUUCUGCAGUACCUGGCAGCCAUCAGUGGACAGCACUCGUGGAUUGAACAGCAGAUUCUCGAAGCGAAUCCUAUUCUUGAAGCUUUUGGCAAUGCCAAGACCAUUCGCAAUGACAACUCUAGUCGAUUCGGCAAGUACAUCGACAUUCACUUCAACAAAAACGGCGUUAUCGAGGGUGCCAAAAUUGAUCAGUAUCUACUGGAGAAAUCUCGCAUCGUCAACCAGGCUGUGGACGAACGCAACUACCACAUUUUCUACUGCAUGCUGGCAGGGCUCACCAAAGAGGACAAAAUCAGUUUAGAGCUUCAAGAUGCCUCCAAGUUUUACUAUCUCACCCAGGGAGGAUCGAUUACCUGCGAAGGGCGAAAUGAUGCCAAUGAGUUUGCCGAUAUUCGCUCUGCAAUGAAGGUGCUCAUGUUUUCAGACCCGGAGAUUUGGGAGGUUCUGAAAAUUUUGAGUUCUCUCUUACAUAUUGGCAAUAUUAAGUACCGAGCAACAAUGGUCGAUAAUUUGGAUGCGACUGAAAUCAUCAACGCAACAAGUGCUGGAAGUGCUUCUACUCUGCUUAACGUCAACCAACAGCAUCUAAUCGACGCUCUCACAACUCGAACCAUCUUUGCUCAUGGCGACGUUGUCGUGUCAACAAUGAGCACCGAACAGGCAUUGGAUGUUCGAGAUGCGCUCGUCAAAGGCAUCUACGGACGAAUGUUUGUUUGGAUCGUCAGCAAAAUCAACUCAGCCAUCUUCAAACCGAAAUCAAGCUCAGCUCAGCGCACUUCGAUUGGCGUGCUGGACAUUUUCGGUUUUGAAAACUUUAAAGUCAACAGCUUUGAACAGUUUUGCAUCAACUACGCAAAUGAAAACUUGCAGCAAUUCUUUGUGCGUCACAUUUUUAAGCUUGAACAAGAGGAGUACAACUUGGAAACAAUCAACUGGCAGCACAUUGAGUUUGUCGACAAUCAGGAGGCUCUCGAUUUGAUCGCCGCUAAGCCCAUGAACAUUAUGGCGUUGAUUGAUGAGGAAAGUAAGUUUCCAAAAGGAACUGACGUGACACUUCUCAACAAGCUGCACAAAACACACGGCACCAAUGGCAACUACCUGAAGCCCAAAUCGGACAUCAAUCAGUCUUUUGGUCUGAAUCAUUUUGCCGGGGUAGUUUUCUACGACACGCGAGGUUUCCUCGAAAAGAAUCGCGACACAUUUAAUGCUGACCUGAUUCAGCUAAUACAAGUCAGCAAGAACAUGUUUCUUCGGCAGCUAUUUGCGCAAGAUUUCAAUAUGGGUAACGAUACGCGAAAGAAGGCGCCAACACUGAGCGCACAGUUCAAAAAGUCUCUCGAUUCGCUGAUGAAGCAGCUGAGCAACUGUCAUCCCUUCUUCAUACGAUGCAUCAAACCAAAUGAGUUCAAGAAGGCAAUGAUGUUUGAUCGGCUGCUCUGCUGUAAGCAACUCCGCUACUCUGGAAUGAUGGAGACUAUUCGCAUCCGUCGAGCAGGCUACCCAAUUCGCCAUACUUUUGCCGAGUUCGUCGAACGAUACCGCUUUUUGAUUCCCUCCAUUCCGCCGGUGCACAAAGUGGCCGACUGUCGCGAAGUGACGGCCAAAAUUUGCGCUUCGGUUCUCGCCAAAUCUGACUACCAGCUGGGCAAAACAAAAGUGUUUCUCAAGGACGCACACGAUCUGUUUCUCGAGCAGGAGCGAGAUCGCGUCUUGACAAAGAACAUUGUCACACUUCAGCGAGCUAUUCGAUGUUGGUACUACCGACGCAAGUUUCUCCAGUUCAGGACUGCUGCCGUGGUCAUUCAGAGAUUCUACCGGGGGUACAUUCAACGGAAAAAGUACCGAAUGAUGAAAGUUGGCUAUCUGCGUUUGCAAGCGCUCAUUCGAUCUCGCAUGAUGACCAACCGCUUCAAGCACCUGCGCAACCAUGUUGUCUCCUUGCAAGCCAUUUGCCGAGGCUACUUGUUGCGCAAAGAAUUCACUGCUCGUCAGCAGGCAGCUAUUAAAAUACAGGCAUUCAUUCGCGGCUUCAUUGCCCGAAAACAUUACCUCAAAAUGCGUCAAGAGCAUCGCAAUAUGCUUGAAGCGCUGAAACUGAAAGAGCAAGAAGAACACCUGUUGAUGAAGAAGAUGAAUCCCAAGAAGGCAAAGGAGAUUGCCGAACAAAAGUAUUUUGAGCGAAUUCAAGAGUUUGAGUCGCAGAAGAAGGAGGAGGAAAUUGAGGAUAAGCGAAUGAUUGCCGAGAAGAAGGCCGUCAUCACGGAUGCCGUACAGCGACAGGAGGAAAUUCUCGAUGACUCCAAGCUGGUGGACGCCAUGUUUGAUUUUUUGCCCCGUGCCGACAGUCAAUCAGAGUCAAAUGUGCCCAGUGCCUUUAGUGAUUUGGAACGAAUAAACGGUGACAUCGCCGACACUAGCGACAUCAACUUGCCUCCGGUGCCGCAGGAGGACAUCGAGGACCUCUCCGAGUACAAGUUUCAAAAGUUUGCAGCUACCUACUUUCAGGCAAAUGCCAAUCACCAGUAUCAGCGAAAACCACUUAAACAGCCACUUUUGCCGUUGCAAACUCAAGGAGACUGCAUGGCUUCGAUUGCCCUUUGGAUUACCAUACUGCGCUUCAUGGGCGACCUAGGCGAACCUAACUUUCACACAAUGGGUCGAGAUAAUACCUCAGUAAUGAGCAAAGUCACGGCAACGUUAGGUCGAAAUUUCAUUAAAAGCAAAGAGUUUCAAGAUGCUCAGCUGAACGGUUUGGAGGGUGAGAGUGAACUCAAGCCAAAGUCACGUUCAAUUCGAAACAAACUGGUCUCUUUGACGCUGAAAAAGAAGAACAAACUGAGCGAAGAUGUACGUCGUCGUCUGCAGGAGGACGACCUGGCAGCUGAUACUUAUAGCAGUUGGCUCGAGUCUAGGCCAACGUCGAAUCUCGAAAAGUUGCACUUUAUUAUUGGCCAUGGAAUUCUUCGAGAGGAGCUUCGGGACGAAGUUUAUAGUCAAAUUUGCAAGCAGCUAUCCAGUAAUCCUUCCAAAAGUUCACAUGCACGUGGCUGGAUUCUUCUGUCACUUUGCGUCGGAUGUUUUGCGCCAUCAGAGAAGUUUGUCAAAUAUUUGCUCAACUUUAUUCGAGAGGGCCCGCCAGGAUAUGCACCCUACUGUGAAGAUCGCCUGAGGCGGACUUUUGUGAACGGCACUCGAGGACAGCCUCCCUCUUGGCUGGAGUUGCAGGCGACCAAGUCUAAGAAGCCGUUGAUGCUGCCAAUAACCUUCAUGGACGGAAACACCAAGACACUUCUCGCCGAUUCUGCCACCACGGCGCGGGAACUGUGCGCCCAGCUGUCGGAAAAGAUAAACCUGCAGGAUCAGUUUGGUUUUUCGCUGUACAUUGCACUCUUUGAUAAGGUUUCCAGUCUGGGCAGUGGAGGCGAACAUGUGAUGGACGCCAUCUCACAGUGCGAACAGUAUGCCAAAGAGCAGGGCGCACAGGAGCGCAAUGCUCCCUGGCGGCUCUUCUUUCGCAAGGAAAUCUUUGCCCCCUGGCAUGACCCCAAUUUGGACUCGGUCGCGACGAACCUCAUUUACCAGCAGGUAGUGCGCGGAGUCAAAUUUGGGGAGUAUCGCUGUGAGAAGGAAGAGGAGCUGGCAAUGAUUGCCGCCCAGCAGUACUACGUCGAAUUUGGAGAGGACUUCAAACUGGAGCACCUGUUGUCCGUCAUUGCCAACUACAUUCCUGACCACUACAUUCACACCAACGAUAAAAGCAUCGAAAAGUGGGCAAACUUUGUUGUGUCCGCUUACAAAAAGAGCUACUUUUAUCGGGAGAAAAUUGCGUCGAUUAAAAUCAAAGAAGACAUUACCGAGUAUGCCAAGUACAAGUGGCCAUUACUAUUCUCUCGCUUUUAUGAGGCUCUGCGCAUUGACGGUCCUCUGCUGCAGAAGAAUGACAUCAUCAUUGCCAUCAACUGGACGGGCAUUUACAUGGUGGAUGACCAGGAGCAAGUUCUACUGGAGCUCUCCUUUCCCGAGAUAACCAAAGCGCAGAGUGAAAAGAGUAACCGUCCAUUUAUGCAAAACUUUACUCUGACCACAGUACGCGACGAAAAGUUUGUCUUUCAGUCGCCCAACUCGGGAGACAUCUGCGAGUUGGUCAACUUCUUCAUUGAGGGACUGAAGUUCAGGUCGAAGUUUGUCAUUGCCACACAGGACUACAAGGCAGACAACUCUACGGCGCUGUCAUUUAAUCAGGGUGACUUGAUGAUUCUGGAGAGCAGUCUCACCGGGGAUCAUGUAAGCAAGCAGUCCUGGGUCCAGGUCAAGCUUGAUCGCACCAGCGAAAAGGGAGACGUCCCUACAGAAUACCUGUACGUGUUGCCAACGACCAACAAACCAACCUCUUCUACGCUUGCCAUCUUUAACGACAGCAACUUUGAGGAGCAUCGAACGCUGUACUCACAAGCCAACGGCUUUAACACUCACGAAAAGCCACACACUUUAGAGGAGUACUCACUGGACCACUUUAGGCCCCCUCCAAAGCACACUUUCCAGCGAACACUCACUUUUACGUCGCCCAGAAAACGAAACUCGGAGCAGCUAUGGAGACACGCUCGAGAUCCACUGAAGCAACCACUGCUGAAGAAGUUACUCAACAAAGACGAACUGGUUCAAGAGAGCGUCUUUUCCUUUAAUGCCAUUCUUAAGUAUAUGGGCGAUUUACCCUCUAGGAGGACACGCAACAGCAACGACCUGACAGACCAAAUAUUUGAAGGGCCGCUGAAAUACGAUAUUCUUCGAGACGAAAUUUACUGCCAAAUAAUGAAGCAGCUAACAGACAAUAAAAAUAGACUCAGUGAAGAGAAGGGCUGGGAACUGAUGUGGCUAUCUACUGGACUUUUUGCUCCUAGUCAAGCAUUACUGCGGCAACUCACUCUCUUUCUCAAGACAAGACGACAUCCAGUGGCAAUGGACUCCCUGCAACGGCUUCACAAAACACUAAGAAAUGGUCAACGCAAAUAUCCUCCCCACUUGGUCGAGGUGGAGGCAAUACAACACAAGACAACGCAAAUCUUCCACAAGGUGUACUUUCCCGAUGACUCUGAUGAAGCAUUUGAGGUGGAUUCGAGUACUCGAGCCAAAGAUUUCUGCUUGGACAUUGCUCAAAGACUCAAUCUCAAGUCGGCUGAGGGCUUCAGUUUAUUCGUCAAAAUUGCCGACAAAGUUAUUAGCGUGCCAGAAGGUGAUUUCUUUUUCGAUUUUGUUCGUCACCUCACCGAUUGGAUUCGCAAGGCUCGUCCAUCAAGAGAUGGUUCUGUACCUCAGUUCACGUAUCAGGUGUUUUUCAUGAAGAAACUGUGGACAAACACCGUUCCUGGAAAAGACCGGAAUGCGGACAUCAUUUUCCAUUAUCAUCAGGAGUUGCCAAAAUUACUUCGAGGGUACCACAAGUGCACGAAAGAAGACGCAGCUCGUUUGGCAUCUUUGAUAUUGCGUGUUCGGUUUGGUGAUAGCAAAUACGAGCUGCAGUCAGUUCAAAACUUUUUGCACGAAAUCAUCCCCAAUGAUCUGAUCAAAUCGCAAACUCCUAAUGAGUGGAAGAAGCAAAUUCUCAACUAUCACACACAAGACAAUGGAAUGAAUUCAGAGAACGCCAAAGUGGCAUUCCUCAAGUGCGUCUUCAAGUGGCCUACUUUCGGGUCGGCUUUCUUCGAAGUGAAGCAAAAUGGAGACACAAACUACCCGGAACACCUCUUGAUUGCUAUCAACAAGAACGGUGUCAGCCUAAUUGAUCCCGCCUCAAAGGACAUUCUGGUGACGCAUCCUUUCACUCGAAUAUCCAACUGGAGCAGCGGCAUAACCUACUUCCACAUGACCAUUGGCAAUCUAGUUCGUGGCAGCAAAUUGCUGUGCGAAACUUCUCUGGGCUACAAGAUGGACGAUCUGCUGACUUCGUACAUCAGUCUGAUGCUGAGCAAUCUGAACAAGCAAAAGACCAACACUAUCGGCAAAUCAAAGUAG
Messenger RNA from Rhagoletis zephyria (snowberry fruit fly), 6516 nucleotides. The record is from RefSeq and is a predicted model, not a curated record. Lineage: Eukaryota; Metazoa; Arthropoda; Insecta; Diptera; Tephritidae.